This is a messenger RNA of Oryzias melastigma (Indian medaka), 1210 nucleotides long. RefSeq lists its product as uncharacterized. NCBI's taxonomy places the organism in Eukaryota, Metazoa, Chordata, Actinopteri, Beloniformes, Adrianichthyidae. The record is from RefSeq and is a predicted model, not a curated record. The transcript is spliced from 11 exons. The coding region runs from base 1 to 1011 and encodes 336 amino acids.
AUGUUUAAGAAAAAAGAACCAUACGACGCAUGCGCAGCUUCUGUGCAAACCAUUGGGACAAAGGCAGAGUUCCAGACUGACUCGUUGAUGCAGAAUCUGUCAAGAGAAAACCUGAAUGAGCUGUUUCCUGGAUCAGAACAUCUAAAGCUGAGAAAGACCAUCUAUGAAAUCCUUCAUGAUCAGAAGCAAACUCAUCAGUUCCUGAAAAAUCUUGAAGAUUUUAUCCAACAAGACUCUUUCAACGAUGUUGCUGUAACAGAAUACCUCCACAGGAUAAACAACAUAAAGGAUCAGCUGGAUCAGAUGCAGACUGUCCUUGGAGCUCAUAAAAUGCAAGAGGACACCAACAAAGAACAGGUUUCUCAAAGAGAGCCAGAUGUUCAGACAGACUCAGAGAUCCAAACUCCUCAAGAGGAGCCUAAUGAGCUGUUAGCUGGACAAGAGGAUCUAAAUAUUCAGAAGAAAAGUCAGCUCCAGGAUGAACGUGGAGAAGUUACCCAACAAAACUCUCUCAGGGCUUCUUCUACAGAGGGUGAAACAGUGUUGACUCUGCUUCAGGAAAUAGAAAAAAACAACCCAGAAGCAGCUUCUGAACUGAAAAAUUUCCAGACUGAUUCAGGGAUCAAGAGCCUGACUCCAGAAGACUUGAAUGAGCUGUUUCCUGGAUUAGAUAAACUGGAGAUAAGAAAGAUCAUCUAUGAAAUCCUUCAUGAUCAGAAGCAAACUCAUCAGUUUCUGAAAAAUCUUGAGGAUUUUAACCAACAAGACUCUCUCAAUGAUGCUGCUGUAACAGAAUACCUUCACAGGAUAAACAACAUAAAGGAUAAGCUGGAUCAGAUGCAGACUGUCCUUGAAGCUCAUGUUAAAAUGCAAGAGAACAUCGACAAAAAACAGGUUUCUCAAAGAGAGCCAGAUGUUCAGACAGACUCAGAGAUCCAAACUCCUCAAGAGGAGCCUAAUGAGCUGUUAGCUGGACAAGAGGAUCUAAAUAUUCAGGUGGGUAAAGCUUAAUCCCUUCCAUGCAUUUACAAACACAUUCUUACGAUUGUUUUUUUUUUUUGUUUGUCACAGAAGAAAAGUCAGAUCCAGGAAGAACAUGGAAAAGUUACCCAUAAAGACUUUCUAAUGAGUGUGUGCAAAACUCAGUUUUUACUUUCACUUUUUUUUUUUUUUUUGAAUCAUCAAUUUUGUUGUUCUGAAAAACCUUUCC